AGUAAAAAUGAUCUUGUUUACAAACGCGUGGCAUGGAGGUAAAAGGUAGCAGUACUAUACAAUCAAAUAAUAAGCCCACCGGGACAAGCCUGUCGGGUAACAAUUAGGUACUUCGUUUAAAAAAAAUUCGUUAUAGAAGUUACAAUCUUCUGUAUGCCCUUCUUAUUUAAACUGGAUCUCAGUAUUGUAAUGGCUGACCUCCUCCUUUCACCUGCUCUGCCAAGGAUUUUAAAGGUUUAGUGGAAGGAUUAAUUGGAAAUUUAUCUAUAUCAAUGGAGAGCCCGGAUCGUAGCCUUAAUUCAAGCAAGCCAUGGAAGGUGGAAUACGCCAAAUCCUCACGAUCUUCCUGCAAAACGUGCAAGAAACCCAUCGAGAAAAGCACUCUCAGAAUAGCAAAAAUGGUCACCGCCAGGCAAUACGAGGGAGUUAUGCCUAUGUGGAAUCAUGCAGAAUGUAUUCUUAACCAUCGAGAUCAAUUUCAGAAUAUAGAAGAUUUGGAAGGGUUUGAUGCUCUUCAAAUUGAAGACCAAGAGAUGAUAAAGAAGUACUUACAUGAUCUGGAGGACAAAUCUAUUCUUACUGCUUUUGAAAAGAGUGAAAUUGAUGGUAUUGGCGAUUCCUUCAUUGAGAAGGCUAAGAGUUCCCGUUCCACUUGUAAAAGUUGCAAUCAAAAGAUUCUCAAGGGGGAGGAACGAAUAUCCACCACAGCCGACCCAGAUAAUCCAUGGUAUCAUGGGACAAUGGCUGCUUGGCGUCAUGCCAAAUGUUUUUUGGAGAUUGGUUGGUGGACCAGUCCAAUGGAGAAAAUGUCUGGUUGGGACAAACUAAGUGAGGAGGAUAAGCAAGCUGUUCAAAGCAUGGCGGAACAAUAUAUUGAAGGAGGAAAAUCAGAUCCAAAGCAUAAACUUGAAGAAGACCAAAAUACUAGGCCUUCCCGAAAGAAAGCCAAGAAUCUGGAAGGCCACAUUGAAGCUCCGAAAAAAAUUGAUGAAAGUCUUACGAUGCAAGUGAAGCUCGCAGGCUUGGUUACCAACCCCUUGGAGUUCUUGAAAACUCUGGUUGGAGAUAUUUUUGGCAGGAUACCAUUGCAAACUGAUGAUCCAAAAACCAUUGAAAAGAUGGAAGAUGUUCCAGUUGACAUAGCAGAUACUGUAAAAUACCUCAGAAAUGCGAAGGCUCAACUAGAACACCUACAAGCUUAUAAUGAAGAUCUGAAAAUGACAAAUGCGCUUGCAAAGGAAAAGCUGGAAAAAGAAUUUUCUUCUGUACAGUUGUUGGCUAUUCAUCGGAAAGAACUGGAGACUUUUGCAGAUGAUCAACGUCCCCUAAUGGAAGUUAUUUACAAAGCUUGCCAGUACAAACAAAUGCAAAAGCUUUAGCAGGAAUGCAAAUCAAACGAAGAUAUAAAGUUGUAUCACAAAACUAAAAUAGGACCAUAUAUGGAGAAAAGCUCCAAACUUGUCAACCAUUUUGUUUAACUGAUGUAUAAGUUUUAUUUAUAAUUCUAAUCAUUUCAUUGCUUCAA
Messenger RNA from Cryptomeria japonica (Japanese cedar), 1525 nucleotides. RefSeq names its product poly [ADP-ribose] polymerase 1. NCBI's taxonomy places the organism in Eukaryota, Viridiplantae, Streptophyta, Pinopsida, Cupressales, Cupressaceae. The record is from RefSeq and is a predicted model, not a curated record. Bases 273 to 1379 code for a protein of 368 amino acids. Gene Ontology annotation, molecular function: DNA binding; zinc ion binding. The transcript has 6 exons.